AUGGUCGGAGUUCUGAAAACACUUGGCUCCUUGGCUGCUCUGGGCCUUGCCCAACUUGCUAAUGCCCAAGGAGGUGUCUUUCAUAUCAUGCCUCUUGGUGCUUCCAUCACCUUCGGUGUAGGCUCCAGCACCGGAAACGGCUACCGUGGACCCCUUCUCAACACCCUCGCGUCGAAUGGGUGGUCCAUCGACAUGGUCGGCAGCCAGCGUGGCGGAAAUAUGGUUGACCCCGAUAAUGAGGGCUUCCCCGGCCUUCGCAUCGAGCAAGUUCACCACGACAAGGCUGUGGUGGAUGUGCCCAAGUAUCGCCCCCAUCUCUACCUCAUCAACCUUGGCACAAACGAUGCUUCGCAAAACUACGAUAUCGGAAACGCGGGUGCUCGCAUGAACGACCUUUUCAACUACCUCUGGGCCAUUACUCCCGACUCGACUAUCAUUCUUUCCACCUUGGUGAUCAACCGCAAUGCAGACGUCGAUGGCCGUGUCCGGCAAGUCAACACCCAAUUUACCAACCUGGCCAAUACCCUGAGGAGCCAGGGGAGAAAGAUUGUCCUUGUAGACAUGCAUGGCUCCAACGGUCCUCAGUCGAACGAGAUGUCUGAUGACACACAUCCCAAUGAUGCUGGGUUCCAGAAGAUGGCGAACAUCUUCUACCAGGGCAUUCUCGAGGGCUCGCGUGCUGGGUUUUUCUAA
Molecule: messenger RNA, 693 nt
Organism: Clonostachys rhizophaga
Lineage: Eukaryota; Fungi; Ascomycota; Sordariomycetes; Hypocreales; Bionectriaceae
Source: the annotation of a GenBank genome assembly